This is a messenger RNA of Apodemus sylvaticus (European woodmouse), 2887 nucleotides long. RefSeq names its product STEAP3 metalloreductase (gene Steap3). Gene Ontology annotation, biological process: copper ion import. The record is from RefSeq and is a predicted model, not a curated record. The coding region runs from base 104 to 1684 and encodes 526 amino acids. Gene Ontology annotation, molecular function: cupric reductase (NADH) activity; ferric-chelate reductase (NADPH) activity. NCBI's taxonomy places the organism in Eukaryota, Metazoa, Chordata, Mammalia, Rodentia, Muridae. Gene Ontology annotation, cellular component: endosome; plasma membrane. The transcript has 6 exons.
GAGCUAAAGGACUCUCCCAAGGCGAGGAGGCCGCUGCUUGCUGGAGCCCUCCACCUGGGAAGGAGGAGAUAAAGUGAGCUCCAACCACCCAGCUUCAGAAGAAAUGGCUGCAGAGGCCCGUUGGCAGCAGGACUCUUGCUCCACCUUUCCCUCAGAGGGCUGUGGAAAUUCACCAGAGAAGAAGGGCAGUGCGGCCUACUCUAGACCUGGCACUGCUACGUCAGGGGAGAUGGACAAACCACUGAUCAGUCGCCGCCUGGUGGACAGUGAUGGCAGUCUGGCUGAGGUCCCCAAGGAAGCCCCCAAAGUGGGCAUCCUGGGCAGCGGGGAUUUUGCCCGUUCCCUGGCCACACGCCUGGUGGGCUCUGGCUUCAGCGUGGUGGUGGGGAGCCGGAACCCCAAACGCACGGCCGGCCUCUUCCCUUCCUUAGCCCAAGUGACUUUCCAGGAGGAGGCCGUGAGCUCUCCAGAGGUCAUCUUUGUAGCCGUGUUCCGGGAGCACUAUUCCUCACUGUGCGGUCUUGCUGACCAGUUGACUGGCAAGAUCCUAGUGGAUGUGAGCAACCCCACGGAGAAGGAACAUCUUCAGCACCGCCAAUCUAACGCCGAGUACCUGGCCUCACUCUUCCCUGCGAGCACCGUUGUGAAGGCCUUCAAUGUCAUCUCUGCGUGGGCCCUACAGGCUGGCCCAAGGGAUGGGAACAGGCAGGUGCUCAUCUGCGGUGACCAGCCAGAAGCCAAGCGCACCAUCUCUGAGAUGGCGCGCACCAUGGGUUUCACGCCCCUGGACAUGGGCUCCCUGGCCUCGGCGCGGGAGGUAGAAGCCAUACCCCUGCGCCUCCUUCCGUCCUGGAAGGUGCCCACCCUCUUGGCACUGGGGCUCUUCGUGUGCUUCUAUGCCUACAACUUCAUCCGGGACGUUCUGCAGCCAUACGUUCGGAAAGACGAGAACAAGUUCUACAAGAUGCCCUUGUCUGUGGUCAACACCACGCUGCCCUGUGUGGCUUACGUGCUGCUGUCCCUGGUGUACCUGCCUGGUGUGCUGGCAGCUGCCCUUCAGCUGAGGAGGGGGACCAAGUACCAGCGCUUCCCGGACUGGCUGGACCACUGGCUGCAGCAUCGCAAGCAGAUCGGACUGCUCAGUUUCUUCUUCGCCAUGCUGCACGCCCUCUACAGCUUCUGCCUGCCGCUGCGCCGCUCCCACCGCUAUGAUCUGGUCAACCUGGCUGUGAAGCAGGUCCUGGCUAACAAGAGCCGCCUCUGGGUUGAGGAAGAAGUCUGGCGGAUGGAGAUAUACCUGUCCCUGGGCGUGCUGGCCCUGGGCAUGCUGUCCCUGCUGGCGGUCACCUCUCUCCCGUCCAUUGCCAACUCCCUCAACUGGAAGGAGUUCAGCUUCGUGCAGUCCACGCUGGGCUUCGUGGCCCUGAUGCUGAGUACCAUGCACACACUCACCUACGGCUGGACCCGCGCCUUUGAGGAGAAUCACUACAAGUUCUACCUGCCGCCCACGUUCACGCUCACGCUGCUCCUGCCCUGCGUCAUCAUCCUGGCCAAGGGCCUCUUCCUCCUGCCCUGCCUCAGCCGCAGGCUCGCCAAGAUCCGCAGGGGCUGGGAGAAAGAUGGCGCUGUCAAGUUCAUGCUGCCGGGGGACCACACGCAGGGGGAGAAAACAAGCCAUGUGUGAGGCCCUGGAGAUGGGGACAGGCGCAGCUCGUGGGGGCCCUGAGCUGGGCUCGCUCGGGUCUCUUUUCUGGACGCUGCACCAUGGAGUGACGAUAUUUUCGUGGGUGGCUGAGAUCUUAAUUCCCGGGGUGCAGGCAUAUGCCGAGAUACUCAGAAUGACACCCCACACGUGCGAUACGUACUCACAUAUAUUUCACAUAUAAUAGGAUUUGCUAUUAUUCUUACUUAGCUAAAAAAAAAAGUGGGUCCCUAUAUUUCAACUUAAGCAUUUCAAAGCAAAUGCCACGUAUUAAACAGCCGAUCCCACCCUCGUGGUAUCUACAGAGGCAGACAGACACACUCCUCAUAUAGGAAAGACUGUGUGUUGCUGUCUACCCUUUAACCUCUACGUUCCCUGUUAGCUAUAUCCUAAAGUCGGUGCAAAGCUUGGGCAAGAACUGCCUUUGGUGCAGCCUACUCCCAUCCCAGGAUGGGGAGGGAGGGGCGGGGCUGGUCCGGACUCUCCCGCUUCCCUGGGCAUGUGUGAGGAGUCUCAACAAGACACCCCCACCCCAGUCUGUGCAGAAGCUCUUUCAGGUCUGUCCUUUCUUCAGGGAAGGCUCUGAAGCUGCCCCAUCUGAUCCUAGCUGAGCUGAGGAGAUUGUUCCCCACUCCCUGAAAGUCCAGAGUCACCGUGGAGCCUGCAAAUUGAUCCUUCUGCGAAGGUGUGAAGUCACCGCCUCACCAGAGCCAUUAAUGAACCCAAUCUCCGGGAGGAGGAUAAUUGUUUUCCCUCCAUUAAGUUGGUGGUGACCCUCCUUUAAAUCACUGUGCCUUCUCACCUUUUCCAUCAUUAAUUUGGACAUCUCCAUGGAGUGGACUCUUUGUCGGGGCAGCUCAAGCGGGGAGGGAGCAUUAGCGAUUGCAGAGAAUAACCACCAGAUCCUCUUCUUGGGGUGACCCUCCCCUGGGGUGUGCCCCAGGCCUGCCUUCAUUAAAUUGGUCCCUAAGGAGAAUAAUAGGAACCCCUUUCGGUUUACCCUGUUGCCUGUAGGCAGAGAACCUACCUUCUGAGUCCCCAGAAAACAGUGGCCCCAUUCUUUUCUUCAGGGGGUCCACAGCCCCCUCCCUCCCACGUACAUUCAACCACAGAAGUCUGCAAAUAUUGUUUUUUGAAUUCUUAAAGAGACCGUAUCCUCAUUUUAUUACAAUAGUUAAAAUCGUC